Pocillopora verrucosa is the source of this 4407-nucleotide messenger RNA. Its product is annotated as collagen alpha-2(I) chain. Gene Ontology annotation, molecular function: extracellular matrix structural constituent. The record is from RefSeq and is a predicted model, not a curated record. NCBI's taxonomy places the organism in Eukaryota, Metazoa, Cnidaria, Anthozoa, Scleractinia, Pocilloporidae. Gene Ontology annotation, cellular component: extracellular matrix.
UCUCAGGGGUCAAAGGUGCAAUGGGCGACCUUGGAGAUCCGGGGAAUCCAGGCCCUCCCGGCCCCCCAGGAUCGACGGCCGGGCUACCGAGUGUACCUGGCGAAAAAGGUCCAUUAGUUCUAGUUAAUGUGGUACCUGACAUUCCCGGCGGGAGGAUCGGGCAGCCAGGAGGCUCUGGGGAUACAGGGCCAAAGGGAUAUGAGGGGGCGUUCGGUUUUGCCGGAAUAACAGGAAGUCCCGGAGAUGAUGGACGUCAGGGAUUUCAAGGCCCCUUAGGUCCUUUUGGAGAGCCUGGCCCGGAUGGUCCAGAUGGACCUGCGGGCCCAAAGGGAAGACCCGGACCUGAAGGAUAUAGAGGACGAAGGGGAACAAUGGGUGAUCCUGGACCAUUAGGCAAUCCUGGUCCUGUUGGGUCUAAGGGCCGAGAAGGACGAACUGGAAUCGCUGGACAGCAGGGACAGGAUGGUGAACUGGGUGAUACCGGUGACGUUGGCAAACCAGGACCUGACGGAUCAGUGGGUAUGAAUGGAUUAAGCGGAGUGAGCGGACGGCCCGGUUACCCAGGCCCUUCAGGUUUCGAGGGAAAAGAGGGACCAGCUGGUGCACCUGGAACUCAGGGCUUUAAAGGAGGUCCCGGCAGCCCAGGAGCGCCGGGUGAUCCAGGAAUCAAAGGAAGCCCAGGACAGGGAGGUGACACAGGCCUCAUGGGCGAUACCGGACCCACAGGUGAAAGCGGAUCUGAUGGAUUGCCGGGAACUGACGGAGUGACGGGUUCCCGCGGGUCGGUUGGUAAACAAGGGGAAUUUGGGGGCCCGGGCGAUCCUGGACCAGCAGGACCUACGGGAGGAGAGGGACGUUCAGGAGAAACCGGCAUACCGGGGGAUCUUGGACCAACAGGCGGCAAAGGAGCAAAGGGUGAGCUCGGAAGACCAGGAAGCACGGGAUCCACUGGUGAUAAAGGACCAGCGGGUCUUGCGGGACCAAAUGGUGCCCGAGGAUUUCAAGGUUCGCCCGGUAAACAGGGUGGCCGUGGCGGAGCGGGCAGUCCCGGAAGAAAUGGCGAAACCGGACAAAGAGGAGUGCGAGGUAGUGAAGGAGAUCCGGGUGUUAUGGGUGCAAUGGGAAUAACGGGAAUGACUGGAGGACGUGGGGGACGAGGAUCCAGAGGUGUUAAGGGAGAUGGGGGUGCUCUAGGCUUACGCGGUCCACCAGGAAUAACCGGAUCAAGGGGUUCUGAGGGCAGACCAGGAUCUAGUGGAGUUGCAGGCGCACCAGGAAGUUCGGGCGCUAAAGGCGAUGAUGGUUUUCCAGGAGAGGACGGUGCACCGGGUUUUCCUGGUAAAUCUGGAGGCGUUGGACUUGUUGGUAUGAAAGGAGUUGAGGGAAUUGUUGGAAAUGAUGGAAGUCAAGGGGAACGAGGAUCAACUGGACCAAAGGGUGAAUCAGGUGCCCCAGGAGGUCAAGGUGCGGCAGGGGCAUCAGGAACCAUGGGUCUCCAAGGUCCUGCAGGGUCCCAGGGAUCAACUGGGGACGUUGGUGAUGAGGGAGCUCCUGGUUCUGCCGGUGAUGCGGGCUCAGUAGGAUUCAGUGGCCGCCAGGGGCCCAAAGGAAGCUCAGGUUCUAAUGGAGUUUCUGGGAAAAGAGGAAGAGCUGGUGAACCUGGCCUUAACGGAGUAAAUGGAGAUCCGGGCUUGCAAGGAUUAGCUGGACUUCCGGGAGACGAAGGAGGCAUGGGAGAACCUGGCUCCAUGGGACCCGUAGGUGCAGCUGGUGUAGAUGGAUCUCGUGGAAUAAAUGGCGGUGCUGGAGCUACUGGUCCUGUUGGAGCAGCGGGUAGGAGAGGAGAAGCGGGCGAUGCUGGACCGACCGGCAGAGUUGGGAGACCUGGACCGAUGGGACAACAGGGCGCUGAGGGUGAACCUGGCGAAGCAGGAGAAACUGGAAUUCGAGGACCUAAUGGUGUCUCUGGCGAUCGUGGUCUCGCUGGCACUCCGGGACAAAGUGGAGCAGAUGGUCCACAAGGGGACCCGGGAGCCCCUGGUGCGUCUGGCUUUGAAGGGAAAAUGGGCAUGAUUGGUUCCAUUGGAGAUCAAGGGCCAACAGGUCUUAAAGGAUUUAGGGGUCAAGAAGGAGCUGCCGGAUUACAUGGGAUCAGUGGAGAUACAGGUUCUCAGGGAGCUCAAGGAGUCAUGGGUCAAAAGGGAUAUCGUGGUGAGGAAGGCGACAGCGGAGGACCAGGAGGACCCGGGGCAACGGGAAUGAUGGGAGAACCUGGACCAGCGGGAGGAGCUGGUGAUCAAGGAAGUAGUGGAAAAACUGGUCGCAAUGGAAAUAAGGGUGCUGUUGGUGAUCCUGGUCCCCCAGGAGACAACGGAGGCAGGGGCUCACCGGGAGCCCAGGGCCAGCCUGGACCUCCUGGUCCACCCGGAACUGCUGGGUCAAUUGGUGAUUUUGGCUUAGAUGGAGCUGCCGGCUACUCAGGGCCAGUUGGAAUGAGGGGCAAUGUUGGACCGAUUGGUAAGGCAGGAAUCCAAGGUGCAGCGGGAGCAAAGGGAGAAACAGGAGAACAAGGAAAGGAAGGAAUAGACGGAAAAGCUGGCAUAGAUGGUGAGGUAGGAGCAGCUGGCUCUCCAGGGAAGUCUGGCGAACGCGGUUCCACUGGAAGUCCUGGUGAAUCUGGUGAAGCAGGAAAACCUGGAAGAGAUGGAUCUAAAGGCCUUGACGGCGACUUGGGAGCAGCUGGAUCACAGGGAGAUGUUGGUCCAACUGGACCGGAGGGUCCAAAAGGCGAAGAAGGAGCCACUGGAACCGAAGGCACUGUGGGUGUUCCAGGUCAGCGUGGCUCGCGAGGAUCUGACGGCAACCCUGGUGCCACGGGCGAUCCUGGAGAAUCAGGUGAUGAUGGAAACGUCGGUUCAAGAGGACAAAAGGGAGACGCGGGUGAUACGGGUGACACUGGCCCAGACGGGAGCCUGGGACCAAAGGGUCAAAAAGGCUCCAUUGGUCCACGAGGAGAUAGUGGGUUAGAAGGAGCUGUGGGUGCUGAUGGGCCACGUGGUCGGGUCGGUGAAAGAGGGGACGAAGGUUUUGAAGGACCAACAGGAAUGUCUGGAUCCGUAGGAUUGAAGGGAGAUCGUGGUCGUCAGGGCGAAGACGGUCAAGAGGGUCCCGCAGGUGGAAGAGGACCUCCUGGUUCACCGGCCGUUCUUCCAGCUGAGUUUGCGGGACAGUUUUCAUUCCCAGGUUACCAACAAGAUUACAGCGAUCCUGCCUCUCUCCAAACAGAAAAAUCUGGAUCUAGGAGGUUGUACCGAAGCGGCGAACAGGACACUGAGACCGAAACCAAGCCUCAGAUUGACCUUUACGACGUGAUCAGUUAUCGUAUAGAUAUGUAUAAGAAUCCGAACGGCUCCCAAGCAUUCCCCGCAAGGACCUGUCGAGACUUGCACAUGAGCUAUCCUGAACUCAAAAGCGGACUCUAUUGGAUUGAUCCUAAUGGUGGGAUAGCAAACGAUGCCAUCGAAGUUUAUUGUGAAUUCCAAACCAACGGGUCCUGCCUGUAUCCGGGACAAGAAAACCAGCCGUUUGUAACUGACAAGAAGAAAUGGUUCAGCGGUAGCGAUGGAUACAAAUGGCUAGGCAAAGAACUGCUCGGACUUGACAAGCUUGAAUACGUAUCGGAGCAAAGUCAGUUGGAGUUCCUCCAGCUGUUAAGUGAUCGUGCCCGCCAGCGGAUUACGUAUCACUGCAAGAACUCAGUAGCAUGGCCUGAGAAGAGUUCGAAUGAAGGGAUAAAGUCCAUCAAGAUGUUAACUGUUAAUGGGCUUGAACUGCACGCGAGAUCCUCAAACAAAUUUAAACCGACACUAGUGGGGGAUGACUGUGCGUUGAAAGACGGAUCUUGGCAUCGUACCACAUUGGAAGUGGACACACCCAAACCUCACCGUCUCCCCGUUCUUGAUGUAGCUGUAUAUGAUAUUGGAGAUAGUGGAGAGGAAUUUGGUCUAGAAUUCGGACGCGUUUGCUUCUCUUGAUGGACAAAAAUGCAUGUCAAACUGUACAUUGUUGUUAAAGAGGUGCAGUGAUUAAAACUUGAGACUGUAAGUUAUUGAGUUCAAGCGAGAGAAGCAGUCCUUAGCGGCUGCUGCAUGUUAAAAAACGUAGUUUUUGGGACCUUCCAAGCGCAGUUGUUUAAAUAAAAGUUGUUUCAUCCUUAUAAUAAGUAAGUUUCGUAUGGAAUCACGAUGAAUAAGAUUUGGAAGAUUAAGUGGCCAAAUGAAGGAUGAUCACUAUAGAAAAUGAAACUUCACAUUAAUUUGCUUCAUCAAAAGCUAAACAGGCUUUGAAACAGUUCGCCCUUGUUCAGUAAUCAGUCAUAAAUAAAUAAAUAAAUUCGAUUUUAAAAUU